Aureobasidium musti is the source of this 1146-nucleotide messenger RNA. The record is from the annotation of a GenBank genome assembly. NCBI's taxonomy places the organism in Eukaryota, Fungi, Ascomycota, Dothideomycetes, Dothideales, Saccotheciaceae.
UUUCUGGGGUUCCUUCCAGAGAAACAUAUGCAGGAGGUCCACAAGACAGCAUCGUCCUCCNNCCCUCUCUGCAACGACGAAAAGCCACCACAGCGCAAGCUCUCUUGUUUUCGUCGUCACAGAUACCGCACUCUCGCCGCCGUGGCAGGAACUAUUGCUCUACUCGGCAUCACCCUCGGUGUAGGGCUUGGUGUCGGGCUUACGACUGCUGGAGAAGCUCCAAAGUCCACUCCCACAGCGGCAUCAAACAAAGCUACUGCAUCGCAAGGAUCAGUAUGUCAAGCCGGGGGUAAAGGAUUGUUGGAGGGUGUUGGAGGGUUGCUCCUGGCCAACACCACACCACUUUGGCAGCCUCUUCCCGGAACACCCUGGCAGAUAGUACUCAGCCUGCCCAUUGAUGCCACAAAGGCUUUGGUACCUGCUCUUUCGGUUUAUGACAUCGACAUGUACGGCAAUAGUGCUUUGACCAUUCAGCAGAUGCAUCUUCAAGGCAUCAAAGUCAUCUGCUACUUCUCAGCUGGCAGUUGGGAGGCUUACAGGCCCGAUGCGGGAUUGUUUGCACCCCAAGAUCUCGGGAACAACCUGAAUGGCUGGCCUGGUGAGAAAUGGCUGGAUACUCAAAGCCAAAGUGUCAGAAAUAUCAUGGCAAACAGGAUCAAAUUGGCAUCUGAGAAAGGCUGCGAUGCUGUUGAUCCAGACAACGUGGACGGCUUUGAAACCAACACCGGCUUCCCUCUCACCCCAAGCACCGCUCUCGACUAUCUUACCUUCCUCUCUUUGACAGCUGCAUCAUAUAAUAUGGCCAUUGGUCUCAAAAACGCCGGCUCAAUCGCCGCAAACGCCACCUGCCUUGUCGAGUUCUCCAUCAUAGAAUCCUGCAUCAGCAACAGCGAGUGUAGCAUCUAUCAAAACUUCAUCGCAGCUGGCAAACCAGUGUUCCAGAUCGAAUAUCCACUUGGCGCCCCAGGUUUUGUGUCACAACAAGCAUUGUCAAGAAGCUGCAAAACCAAUGAGAACGUCGGAUACUCGGAGAUCAUCAAAGGCAAGGAUUUGGGUGGAUGGGUUGAGUAUUGCGACGGGACCGUUUUCAACACUGCAACCUACGGUUACUCAGGUUACCCCAUAGGAGCAAGAAAGUUGGUAUAA